AUGGCAUUGCUUCUGCAUAGUUUUCCUUGGUUGUGUGGAGCGUAUGGGCUGGUUGGUCGAAACAAAAAGAUCCCUCGUCCACAUUUGUACCUCACAGUUAAAAGAGGAGUGAAGAGAUCGUUUGUACGACGUGAACUUGAAGAGAAAUUCAAAUGUGACGACGCUAAGGAACACUUUGAACUCCUUCGAGAACCUGAAAGAAAACUAAAAAUUAAAUAUUUGGGUUUUCGUUUAAGUAAAUUGAGAUGUAAAUCAUCUUCUGUCUCACCAGCACCUGGUGGUGGUGUAUUAGCUUGCAGUAACCCCAGUUAUACCAAUAAAAACCCUUUACGAGUACCUGAAGAAAACGAGAAAGUUGAUGUACCUCAGGUCCAGGGAACUGGGACUUUAACCGUGUUUUGUGCCCUCAAUAGACAACGUUAUGCACUCACCUGCUUUCAUGUUGGUUGUGCAACUGAUGAAAACCGUUUAAACGCCGCAUUCAAUAAAGUAGAAGAUUUUCAGAAGAUGCACAAUUCACUUCCAGCUUAUGAAAGUUAUGCAAAGAAACAGCAAUAUUAUUUUACACAAGGCAAUACAGAGAACGACAAUGUCCACAUCUUAUUUGGAGACGAUGGAACGGACUGCUCGCGUCUUGGUGGCCCGUUUGACAAUUAUUAUUUUGACAACGAAUGUGACAUUUUGUCUCUAAAAGUUUUGGAUGGCGUUAAAAUUGAUUGCACAAUAGCGGAUGCAACUUCACCUGAUUGGGAUAGUAUAUGGGAUGAAUUGUAUGAGAGUGAUAGUAAUCCAGUGGAAGUGGAGAAAACCGGUUUUUCGUCGGCGUUAACCCGUGGCUGUAUUGUUCCUUGUGAUUUUAGUUACAGCCAAGAACAGGAGCCAUUAUUCCAGGAUGCAUUCGCCGUUAAGGGAUGUAGUGGUCCAUUCUUGGAAGGCGGUGACUCAGGUUCUCUCGUUUUCUUUCAUGACAAGAAUAACCAGAAACAGGUGUUUGCCUAUGGGGUUUGCGAAGUGGAUGAGCUUCUCUUACCUGAACCGCACGAGUCAGCGAGUUCUUGCAGUUUUGAUGAAGACGAGCCUGACUAG
This is a messenger RNA of Paramuricea clavata, 1086 nucleotides long. The record is from the annotation of a GenBank genome assembly. Lineage: Eukaryota; Metazoa; Cnidaria; Anthozoa; Malacalcyonacea; Plexauridae.